AAAAAAAAAAAAAAAAAGGGAAUAAUCCUGUCUUAGAGAUAAAUGAUAUCGAUAGCGAUAUUUUAGAGCGUCUAAUAACCUUUUGCUACACCGGCCAGACGCUGAUUACCGUUAGCAAUGUCGGUGCCAUGCUGAAAGCGGCAAUCCUGUUACAAUUGGACGAUGGUUUAGGCAGUUGUGUGAACUUCCUUAUGGCACAUAUAGAUGAAUACACAUUACACGAUGCUUAUAUGCUUGAGCGAGAAACGCGAUGUGAACUCCUUAAGCAGAAAUUCAUUGAAUACGAAACAAGGAAUUUCAUGGAGAUCAGCCAAAGCGAUGAGUUUCUGAGUUUUGAUCUUGAAAAAAUGCAACGUAUUCUGGAAUCUGACAAUUUGAAUAUAACACGUGAGGAAGUUGCCUUCGAGGCCAUAAAACGCUGGUUCAAUUACGAUGAUACGUUGUUUCAAUUUCAACAAGUCAGUUCUUGGUCUUACAAACCAACCAUUUGA
Messenger RNA from Bactrocera dorsalis (oriental fruit fly), 491 nucleotides. Its product is annotated as kelch repeat and BTB domain-containing protein 12-like. NCBI's taxonomy places the organism in Eukaryota, Metazoa, Arthropoda, Insecta, Diptera, Tephritidae. The transcript is spliced from 2 exons. Bases 129 to 491 code for a protein of 120 amino acids. The record is from RefSeq and is a predicted model, not a curated record.